CGUGUCUUCACAACAAUGUCCACCAAAGCAGUUCUCGCGUUCGCCGCCGUGUUGUCCGCCGCGUGUGUGGCGGCCGCGCAGUCGCAGGAGAGGCCGGCCACCAAUGAGCCGCAGUUCGUGUCGCGCGGAGGAAAGCGCGUCGUGAAAGAGGGCGAAGACAUCGACCUUGACUGCGAAGUCCACGACCUGGGCGAAUUCGUGAUUCUCUGGAAGUUCAACAAAACGCAAGUUCUGUUCGCCGGAAACCUUCGUAUCCAUAGAGACGACCGCAUCUCGCGCGACGACCAGAAGGGCUCUCUGCGCGUCAAGCAGUUCCGGCCGGAGAACGCCGGCGAAUACUCUUGUCAGAUCUCGACGAAUCCCCCGAAAGACAUUGUCUACAACGUCGCCGUCAUUGGUCCGCCGCAGAUCCGCGCCUUCCCUUCACAACCGCUGAUUGCGGUCCAGAAGAACGACUCCUUCGCUUUGAGGUGCGACGCCGCGGACGUGCAGCGCGUGGAGUGGCGCCGAACCAAAGUAAGCGCAAUUGCAACCACCCUUCCCCUCAUUCUAAUGCCGUUCCCACAGGAGGACCGCGUUCUGGCCGUCGGCCACGAGUUCGUGCGCGAGAGGGCGCUGCCCGCGGACACAGACGUCUACGAAUGCUCAGCCGUGAACGCGAUCGGCCAAUCGUCGCACGCCUUCAAAGUUCAAGUUUUACACGAACCGGAAGUGCGCGCCGUCGCGGCCCGCGUGCACGCGCCCAUUGGCCAGAGGGCGCACAUCACGUGUUCCAUCAGUUCGGAGCCUUCGGCGUCGGUGUUUUGGAAGAAAGGAAACGAGAAAUUGAAUUCGAAUUCUGACUAUCGGUUCGAAACGCGCAACAAUGCGACCAUUUUAUUCAUAAAAAGCGUGUCGCGCGAGCACUACGACAACUACACGUGUUUCGCCAACAACUCGUUGGGCGCCGCGUCCGCCGUCGUCGACGUCUCGGGCCGUCCGUCCGCCCCCCGCUUCACCAGCGCUGCCGUGGGCGGCGCCCACACCAGAUAUCUUCUGGAAUGGAGUCUCGAGUCUCAAUCGCCGAUCUCUUCCUACGAUCUCACGUUCAGACGGGUGGACGUGGCGGACGUGUGGCGCACCAUCCAAGUGCAGCCCAGCGCGCAGACGACGACUGACGGCGUCGUGGAGCGGAAGGAGACGUAUUUGCUGGAGAACCUGACGCAAGACGGCAACUAUGAGGUGACGCUCGCGGCCCACAACGAGUUCGGCGCCACGACGUCGCACGUGUUCGCGUUCGUCACGUCGGCGGCUGCGCAGCACUCAUCACUCUUCAUCGCUUUCAUCGCAAUUGUCAUUUGGUGUGCCUUUCAUUAA
Medioppia subpectinata is the source of this 1356-nucleotide messenger RNA. NCBI's taxonomy places the organism in Eukaryota, Metazoa, Arthropoda, Arachnida, Sarcoptiformes, Oppiidae. The record is from the annotation of a GenBank genome assembly.